Molecule: messenger RNA, 2862 nt
Organism: Leguminivora glycinivorella
Lineage: Eukaryota; Metazoa; Arthropoda; Insecta; Lepidoptera; Tortricidae
Gene: Rab32
Product: ras-related protein Rab-32
Exons: 5
Coding region: 95-1645 (516 amino acids)
Biological process (GO): phagosome-lysosome fusion; endosome to lysosome transport
Cellular component (GO): lysosome; late endosome; phagocytic vesicle
Molecular function (GO): GTPase activity; GTP binding
Source: RefSeq, a predicted model, not a curated record
UCGAAAGUUUAUCCGAGAUUUGCUACCUAGUGGAGCGCGGCGGAGCCAGAACCUCGCUGGCCGGCAGUCUGCGCGCCGCGCUCGCGCCACCACCAUGCGAGACUCGGAGCCCCCGCAGCCGCCCUCCCCCGCGCUCGCGCCCUCCGCGCCCGUGCCCGUGGCCGGCGCCAGCGGGCCCUCGCGCCUCCGCCGCACGCUACACACGCUGCGCUCGCCGUUCCGGUCCGGUUCGCCCUUCCAUAUCGGAUCUAUCAAACGCUCCGGCUCCACUAAGUCCUCCGCCUCAGACGGCGAGAUCGUUCGAGACGAGCGCACGAUGCGCAAGAAAAACAAGAAGCUGCGCGCGGACGCGGCGAGCGACGCGUCCGGCGCCUCGCGGAGUACGGACGGGUCGCCGCGCGAGGAAAAAAAGAAAGGCGGCCUGUUGAAGCGAAUGGGGAGUAUCGGGAGGAAACGCGACGGUGCGGGGUCCUCUCCCGUCCCGACCCCGCCUCCCGAACCCGUCCAGAGCGCUCCGGAGCCCGCCCCGGAGCCGCCGCUCGUCGAACCGGAACCGAGCACGCCCAUAAGUCCCGUGAUGCCGGAGCCACCGUUCACUGCCAUAGCCGUGGAGCACGCGGUCGCGACGCGCCCCUUCACGAAGGCCGCGUGGAAGCGCAGCAAGAGCGUGAUCGAGAUGGAGAAGCCGGUGGAGCCGCGGGCGCCGAGUCCCGGGAGCGCGCUGCGGCGGCGCAUCGCGUUCGUGGCGCAGGCGUCCGCGUGUCUCUCGGAGGACCACGACGACGGAGAGGGCGGGGGCGAGCCGGGAGUGGGGUCGCUGGAGGAGGCGGUGGCGCUGGCGCGCGUGCGGCUGGCGUCGGCGCCCGCGCACUCGCCGACGCCGUCGCAGUCGCGCGACAACAACGACACCGAAGAGGAGGGGUACGCGGACGCGAUGCCGCCCUACGGAGACCUGCUCGACGAGGAAAAACCGGAGUCGCCGUCCCACGCCUCACCCAGCGCGGAGCGACGCGAGCACCUCUACAAGAUCCUGGUCAUCGGAGAACUUGGCACAGGAAAGACAUCUAUCAUCAAACGAUAUGUCCAUCAGUUCUUCAGUCAACACUACCGUGCUACUAUAGGAGUGGACUUUGCUUUAAAAGUUUUGAAUUGGGACGCCAACACAGUCAUAAGGCUGCAACUAUGGGAUAUUGCAGGGCAAGAACGUUUCGGCAACAUGACUCGAGUGUACUACAAGGAGGCGGUUGGCGCCUUCAUAGUAUUCGACGUGUCUCGGGUGGCGACAUUCGACGCGGUCGUCAAGUGGAAAAACGAUUUGGACACGAAAGUGCAGCUGCCGGACGGAUCGCCUAUACCUUGCAUAUUACUGGCGAAUAAGUGCGACCAGCAGAAAGAAGGCAUCGUGAACUCUCCGGCGAAAAUGGACGAGUACUGUCGCGAGCGUGGGUUCGCGGGAUGGUUCGAAACGUCGGCAAAGGAGAACAUCAACAUCGAGGAGGCGGCGAGGUCGCUAGUCAACAAGAUCCUUCUGAACGACAAACUCCUCCAAAGCAGCGACGGGAAGGAUGGCGACAAGUUCGCGCUCGACCACAAGAUCGCUAACGGCGAGAACAGCCGAGACGGCGGCAAGUCCUGCGCGUGCUGACCCCGCGGCCAUCUUGUUACGCCCGCCAUUUUGUUUACGUCGGCCAUUUUGUAACGCCGGCCAUUUUGUUUACGUCGGCCAUUUUAUGCAGUCGUUCUUAAAUGUCUUGGAUUCUUGGUUGUGGCCGAAUUACAAAUUGUAAAAUCUGAUGGCUACGACUGAUGCUAAUACUAACGGUCUUUUGAAUAUGCAAUUAUGCAGUCUUCUUGAAUAUGAUAUGAUCGUUUAUUUUAAACUUGUACCUAUUGUUUGGUUUACUUUACCUUUCAAAACUCAAUGACAAACUCCUCCAAAGCAGCGACGGUAAGGUCCGCCACUUUUUUUACUCCGGCCAUUUUGAUUAUGUAGCGAACUACAGUUUUUGAUAUGUUGGGGCCAAAUUAUGAAUUAAAUAGGUGUCGAUGCCAAUAGGAAGAGCUUUUUGAAUAUGCAGUCAUAUUGGGUAUACCUACGAACGUUCAUUAUAUAUAUAGUUGGGCAUUCUUUGCCUUUCAAAACCCAAAUAUGAUGUUUUUAAUUUAAAAUUAAAAUUUGAGGCUGAAUAGCGAGCCCGAGGGAUUUAAAAGGCAGAUUAUGUUACUCGUAUCUGAUGCUUAGUGAGAGUAGUGGGACAUCUCGAAUAAUACAGCAUUCAAAUUAACAUUAUUUUUCUGAGGUAGAUUUGUCUACACGACUGGGAGACAGAUUCGGCUUUCUAUUUCAAGUAGGACACCCAUUUCAAAUACCUACAUAGGUAUAUAUAAUCAUAAUAUAAUACCAAAAUGAUGUAAUACCAAAUUAGACGAAUCAUCACUGAUUCGUGGAAAUCGUGAACCAAUGUUACUUUUUGAUCAAACUCUCUAUUUAUAUAUUUUUUUCGUAUUUACUUUGACUUCAAUUGGACAGAAUAAAACUUGUCUAUUUAAAAUGUUACAACAGAGAAUUUAUUUAAUUUUUAUUUUUAAUUUAAUUACUACUUAAUGUCUAUCGAUUUUGCAAUCUAACUGUAUAUUUUAUAUCCUGUGUUAUUUUCACAAGAUUAUGUUUUUGAAUUUAUUUCAAAGAUUCGCCUAUAGUGCCUUACGGCUAAAGUCAGGUCUACAUUAUGUUUUGUGUAACUAUAACUGUAACAUAUGAUUGAAUAUUAGAAUAAGUAUUACCUAAUGUAUCGAAUGUUAAACUUGAGAGUGAGAGAGAUGUUAUUUGCGAAAUUAAUAAAAUAUUUAGUCGAAAAUAAA